Messenger RNA from Mycena indigotica, 2793 nucleotides. Its product is annotated as Autophagy-related protein. Gene Ontology annotation, biological process: macroautophagy; cellular response to nitrogen starvation. The transcript has 6 exons. Lineage: Eukaryota; Fungi; Basidiomycota; Agaricomycetes; Agaricales; Mycenaceae. Bases 1711 to 2793 code for a protein of 360 amino acids. Gene Ontology annotation, molecular function: phosphatidylethanolamine binding. Gene Ontology annotation, cellular component: fungal-type vacuole membrane; autophagosome; cytosol. The record is from RefSeq and is a predicted model, not a curated record.
AUGUCUAUCACUGGAGACUCGACCACUGCGAUGAGCGAUGCUACUCUCAAGGAUCAACGCAACGCAUUCACAACCCCCGCUAAAUCUUUGGCUGAACUAACACGUGGAACAACCAAAAUCACCCAGGAUCGCUUACUUAGCAGCGAUGCAGCUGCGCGGGAGCGACUAUUCUAUGUUCCCAUUGGCACAGGAGGUCUAAUAACCGCCCUCCAGAAACUAGAUGAGCAGCUUCGAGAGGUCGGCUCAUUGUUCCACUCUUGUAGACCUUUGCUUGACUUUUGCAGAGUGGACGUGCAAGCAUACUUUCUAAGAAGGUUCGUUUUUCUUCCUUAUUAUAAUAGACUUGCGGAGUUCGGGCACAUAGCAACCAGUGAGAUGGCUGGGGACAGAAAUCCAACCAGGUCAGCUGGGUUUGAUCAACCACGGUGGCUCUCCAAAGUUGUUGACGAGACCUGGCUUGUAUCCGUGAGUGGUCUUUCGCUCAUGCAUCUCUACCCUACCUCAGAACAUAGCCCCUUCCCCUUUCGCAACUGGUGGGCCCGAACAUUCGAAGGCACUCACGGAAGUAAGCACGAGAAACGUUUCUUUACCGUCGCUCAUAUCUGACAGUUUCCGACGCCGUCAUCGAGUUCCAGGGCUUGACCGUUGUGCAAGUCUCACAAAAUCAAGCAGCAGUUGUAUCUGACCCACAAAACCAAAUCUUUGUGGUGAAGAACUCCGGCUUCGUUGCAUUUGCCGUCGAAGGAUCUUAUAACGUCCUAUCCAUUGUCGAUCAAACUCACCUCACAGUGAGCAUUUUCUGUCGGCACACAAUGCUGCGCUGAUCAAUCUAAGACACCAGUCAUGGAUAAGCUGACCAACAUCACGUUGGGUUGGACUCACGAGGUCAGAAUGAAAAGCAAGGUCGGCAAAGGGGAAAUCAAAGAUUAUGUCGUCGCACUCUUGUGAAAGCCUGAACUCUCUACAUUCGAGCUCCUGACGCCUUAUAGCCUUAACAUCCCAGCGAAUAAUUGUGCUAUCCUCCAACGAGGAGACGACCUUGAACUGUUGUCAGCCGGUCAAUCCGUUAUAACCAACCCUUCAGUUACUUUACGGGGGUUGUUUACACUGGGUGAGAACCAGCUCGAACUCCCGACCAAGGUUUUGCGACUUUUUCGUGAAUAUUUUUGUUUCUGAUUCCCUGCUAGGAUAUGUCCGUCUGCCAGUGAAUGCUCUCAUAACUCACUCACUCUGAUUUGGGAAUAGCUUCACUCGCGAUCAAGUUCCCGUUUCUCUCCGUUUGUAUCUGAAAUGGCAGUUAGUGGAACCCUUGAAGCUCACGAAGCGUAAGCAUGACCACAUCGGUAUAUGCAUAUGGCACUAAAUUUCUCGUUCAGAUGGUUACAACACCCCUUAUGAUGCUCUGCGAGACAAAACCCAAUCCAUACUGACCCAAAUUGUGUCGCACCUUGACUAUUCGUCGAUGGCAAGUUCCGAACUCGCAUAUACCCUUUGGUAUUUCAACCUUGAACCUUAGGUCAAACAACGAACUUUGGGACCGAACAAUAUUGAAGACGGCCAGGAGGCUAGCUCUCAAUUCUUGGUAUUUGGACAUCUUCCCAACAAAAGGCUUCUGGGUUCAUGAUCAGCGCAGGAUUCUCUUCGCACGCAAGCUAUGGAUGAGAAAGUGGUUUUUGACGUUUAAUGAUACUUUCUCAAUGUCCCUUCAGAAUGCACGAAGCGGCUCUGGAAUACGGUAUCAUUCUCAAGGUCAAUAUAUGCAUUUUUGUUGCCACUGUAAUUGAUGGUAUCCUGAAGGAUUUGGCUGUUAUCGAUCGCCAGUUCAAAGGCGAGAUCGCGAAUACCAUGGAUAAGUUGACCACCCGGGCACUUCACACCCAAGUCGAAGCCGCCAACGUGGAUAGAGAGAAUCAGAAUCGCGUCAAGCAAGAGGAAGGCGCAUUGGCAGUCGCCCGUAUCAAAGCUCAGACCGAAAAUGCGCUAGCUGAUGGACACGCCUAUGCUGUUAUAGCAGCCGCAAAGGCUCAGGCUGAAAAGAUCAGAAUAGAGGCAGAAGCGCAGGCUUAUGCGACACGUAUAGCUGCAGAAGCAGAGGCCGAAGCUAUCAAGACUAAAGCAGAUGCUGAGAGCAGGGUGGUCGACCAAUUUGCUCGCCAGAUGGCCUUGGGGAGAAUUGAUGUUCAGAAGACCCAAGCGUAUGGUGAUAAGGUCGUGUUUGCGCCAUCCGACUCUAACUUGGGCCGCGAUAUGAGUCAGGCUCUUGCGAUUGGUAUGGCGGCGGGUCUGGGAUGGAUUAAUGCAACGUUACUCGUGUUACGCAGCCCAUAUAGGCUUGUCUCUGACUACCACGAGGUCAAGCAUAAUGCGUUCCAAGUUCAAAGACGAGCACCCUUUCGGUACAUCCAACCCCUUCGUUUGAUCGACGCUAUAUUUCUUCCAGAGAAGCGCAAGGCAGAGGCGGAGCGGAUCCGCCAGAAAUACCCCGACCGCAUUCCUGUCAUCUGCGAGAAGGCAGAUCGCACCGACAUCCCCACUAUCGACAAGAAGAAAUAUCUUGUCCCCUCCGACCUGACCGUAGGCCAAUUCGUCUACGUCAUUCGUAAACGAAUCAAGCUCGCCCCGGAGAAGGCCAUCUUCAUUUUCGUUGACGAGGUCCUCCCGCCGACUGCAGCCUUGAUGAGUGCGAUAUAUGAGGAGCAUAAGGACGAGGACAACUUCCUUUACGUGAGCUACUCUGGCGAGAACACCUUUGGUGGUCAAGAUGGUUGGCGGGAACUGUCCGAAGAUACAUGA